Molecule: messenger RNA, 795 nt
Organism: Arachis ipaensis
Lineage: Eukaryota; Viridiplantae; Streptophyta; Magnoliopsida; Fabales; Fabaceae
Source: RefSeq, a predicted model, not a curated record
AUGGCACCUAUACAGAUUCGGGUAUUUUCUGAGUUGGUAAAUAGGAGAAGGGUGGCGGAGGAUUGUGUUAGAAGGGCUGCAGCAGAAAAAGGGGGUCUGAGGAUGCCAUUCCAGAGGACCACGGGGAGAAACUUUGCACCCAGAGGUAGACAGUUCAAGUAUGGUGGCUUUGUCCCUCAAAACAAUCAGGGGCAAGGCAACUCUAGGAGGCCUAAUACCAGUGCUAAUCAGGGAAGGAGACAGGGUAAGCAACCACAGCAGGAUAUGAGUUGCCACAGAUGUGGAAAGUAUCAUUCAGGACCAUGUAGGUUUGGGACUGGAGUCUGUUACUCCUGUAGGCAGCCGGAACACUUGGCUAGUAGUUUCCCAGAAAAGAAGAGGUAUGAGACAGGCAGGGUGCAGCAACCAGGAAGGGUAUACACUACUUCUUCAGUAGGCACUGAGGGAUCAGAGGCAUUGAUCAGAGGUAACUGUGAAAUGGCGGGUAAAACUUUGAAUGCUUUGUUUGAUUCUGGGGUUUCACAUACUUUUAUUGCAUUUGAAAAGGCUAAUGAGUUAGGAUUGAAAAUAGUAGUGAUGGGGUAUGAUUUAAAGGUAUACAAUGCUACCCGCGAGGCUAUGGUGACUAGAUUAGGGUGCCCCCAAGUUUCUUUUCGAGUACAAGGGCGUGACUUCGUGCAUAACUUAAUUUUUUUUGCCGAUGACUGGUCUCGAUCUCAUUCUGGAAUUGGAUUGGUUAUCCAAGAAUCGCGUUCUACUAGAUUGCUCGGCGAAAACAGUGUAUUUCAUGCCUGA